AUGGAACAAUAUAUAGAAGGACUUCGACAGAUAUUAGAUACCGGCGUUGACCGCGAGGGUAGAAACGCCGUAACCCGCGCACUAUUCGGCAUGCAAAUGCGAUUCAACAUGGAAGAUGGGUUUCCUGCUGUAACCACCAAAAAACUCGCAUUCCGGUCGGUAAAAGCGGAACUCUUAGGUUUUUUGCGCGGCUACGAUCAUAUCGAUCAGUUCCAAAAACUUGGCACACAGAUAUGGAACGCCAACGCUGAGGCAUGGGGACGUGAUGGUUACCUUGGACGCAUAUACGGUGUCCAAUGGCGAAGGUGGAAAACAGAAAAUGGCACGAUAGAUCAGUUAGGUGAUGUCAUCAAACAGAUCCAAACCAAUCCAUAUAGUCGUAGACACGUUGUUUCAGCAUGGAACGCUGGGGAAUUAGAUGAGAUGGCAUUGGAACCGUGCCAUGUGUUAUAUCAAUUCUUUGUAGCGGAUGGCAAAUUGUCGAUGCAGACGUAUCUGCGAAGUUGCGAUAUGUUUUUAGGUGUCCCGUUCAAUAUCGCAUCCUAUUCGCUCCUCCUGCACAUGGUCGCUCAGGUAACAGGGUUAACGCCGAGUGAGUUCGUUCUUACUUUAGGCGACGCGCACAUCUAUCGUGAACACUUUGAAGCCGUCCAAACCCAAUUGAAACGGAUCCCUUACCCACUCUCGCGCCUUGAACUGAAUCCGCAGAUUAAGUCAAUUGACGCUUUCAAGAUGCAACACAUUCAGUUGGUAGACUACCAACACCACGGGACUAUUCACGCCCCUAUGAUUGUUUAG
This is a messenger RNA of Geodia barretti, 798 nucleotides long. NCBI's taxonomy places the organism in Eukaryota, Metazoa, Porifera, Demospongiae, Tetractinellida, Geodiidae. The record is from the annotation of a GenBank genome assembly.